Messenger RNA from Symbiodinium natans, 744 nucleotides. Lineage: Eukaryota; Dinophyceae; Suessiales; Symbiodiniaceae. The record is from the annotation of a GenBank genome assembly.
AUGUUGCAGAGUCGGCCACAAGAGGACAAUGAGGCGAUGACGCGCUUCAAGAAGCGCACGGCCGUCAUCAAGUCGAACAACUCCGAGGUCAUCCAGUCGCGCAGGACGGGUGGCCAGGCCUUCAGCAUGCCUCAACUUUCCAAGGGCUGCGUGUUCAAGAAGCAUGCAAGUGGUCCGGACAAGUUUGCCGUGCAACAUCUACUGGGCUUGGCGAGGUGGAGGAUACUGGACUUGUGCAGAGAGCCAGCUCCAAGUCCAAAUGAGGCAGGUCGUGAUGUCCGCUUCCAGCGAACCCAGGACAACGGCAUCCUUACGUUUGCCGCCCAGUGCCAUUUGGUCAUUGCGGACAACCUGGCCGAUUUCGCGGUGGAAGAAACGACUUCACGAAGCUGGGCCAAGGUGGCCUGCACGGUCGCCGCCUUUGGCCGCGCAGUGGUUUCCAAGGAUGCUUGGGUCGCCUUUGCGACUGGGUCAGGGCAGCUUACUGGCUUAGUGUGUCAUCGUCGGGCCCUGGACGUGCGGACGGUGCUCAUCUAUGACCCGGAACCCGGGGCUCAGGAAGCGUCAGACUUCCUGGCGAAACCAAAGGCUCGCCCAAAGUUCAUGGCCCGGCGGGGUCGUCCUGCUGCUGCUAAGAUUGUGAAGCUUCAGCGUGCCGCAGCGGCUGCCGUGCUGUGGCAGCUCUUUAAGCAGAUUCGCAGCCUCGACCGUGCCGCAGGCGUCUCACACAACUCUUUGGGGUGA